AUGUCCCUGGACCCGCACGUAUCCAUCCUUCAGGCGUUAGUGUUUGCCAUAUGGGCCUGCGCCAAGAUGUGCUUGGAACGGGACUGUAGGGACAAACACAUCUACAUCUGUAGUGACAGUAAGGCUGCGCUUGGAUCCCUACGUGCUACGAUAGUGCGAUCCAGGCUGGUUCAAGACUGCACGGACAUGUUGGAACGGUUGGUUGGUAACAACAACCGCGUCAACUUAAUCUGGGUACCUGGACAUGCAGGUAUUCCGGGCAACGAGAAGGCGAAUAUGCUGGUAAGGGAAGGAGCCAGAAGGCCCGGCCCAGACACAGCAUACCGCAUAGGUGUCGACAGGGGGACGGUAAAGGAGAUGGUGAGGGAGAAGGCGAGUACCCAAACCCACCUGACCUGGAACCAAACUCAUGGAAUGAAACACACCAAGGCCAUGUUCAAAGGGCCAUCGUCACGGCUAGGCAGGACUGUGAGCCGCCUAGACAGAAACCAACUGCGUUUACACGUGGGGCUCAUUACUGGGCAUUGGUAUACGAGGAAACACUUGAUCCACCUAGGAACCGGCAGCGAAUCAAGGUGCCUGAGAUGUGGAGAGGAGGAUGAGACUCCUCUCCAACUGAUAUGGCGCUGUAAAGGACUGGAGGCCCUCAGGCGAUCCAGAUUUGGAGCCUCCGUCCUUGACGAUGCUCGAGUGGAGGACAUUGGAGUGGGCAGGCUUCUGGGCUUUGCCGAAGAGGCCGGCCUACACAAUAUACCUCAAUUUUAG
Osmia bicornis bicornis is the source of this 765-nucleotide messenger RNA. RefSeq lists its product as uncharacterized. The record is from RefSeq and is a predicted model, not a curated record. Bases 1 to 765 code for a protein of 254 amino acids. The transcript has a single exon. Lineage: Eukaryota; Metazoa; Arthropoda; Insecta; Hymenoptera; Megachilidae. Gene Ontology annotation, molecular function: nucleic acid binding; RNA-DNA hybrid ribonuclease activity.